UGUGCAGAAAAUUUCUGCACAUUUACUGUUCAUUGCGUCCACCGUUUUCAAGUUUCGAACAUGCUCGCUUAUAUCCGAUACUCAUCUGUUUUCAGAAAUCUUUAUAUCGUUGGAAAGCUAACUCGAUAAACUUCGCAUAGAAACUUCGACGAACAAAUUCCGGUAUAAAUAAAGUCGAUUCCUAUACACAUAUAAUCAAACUAUACACUUGAAACCAUCUCAAAAUAAUCAAUACUCAUACUUAAACUCAUAUAUACCUAACUUAUGAUCAAUACAUAUACUCCAACACAUAUAACCAUGGCUAUGUGGCAACAAUCAUUGCAAUAGAUCUAUAAACCGUUGCAAUAGGUAGUAAAAAAUUGUCACAAAAGAUCAAUAAAAUAGUUGCUAUUGUAAUAGGUACUCAAAAAGUUCUACGACAGAAUAACAAAACUGUUGCAAUAGAUGUUAUUGCAAUGGUUUAAUGUCAUUGCAAUAGAAUCUAUUGUAACGGUUAGUAACCGUUGCAAUAGAUUAAAAUAGGCGUCUCAAUAAGUCAAAAAAUAACCAUCGCCAUAGGUCAAGCUAUAAAGACGGUUGUUUGAAACUGUCGUCAUAGCUCGACUUAUGGCGACGGUUCAGACAAUCGUCGCAUAAACCGUUGCCAUAGACCUAUUGUAACGUCCACCUAUAGGACGCUUGUUGAACCGUUGCGGUAGAGCUAUGGCAAUGAUUUUUUUGUCUGUUUCAAUAGUUUUACAACCGUCACCAUAGGGGUAAUUUCUAGUACAUACAACAAAACCUAGUUUUGCAAAAUCAAAUUUGUCUUCUUUAGCAGCAAAAGUCGUCCAUCGAACACAACUCAUACAAGGGACCUGAUUGAGUGCUCAUUUGUAGUCUUGUGGUGUGUUGACUUUUUUAUGUUCUUAUUCUUAUAUUGUAAAUGUACUCCUGAUUGUAAAGGAUAGUAGAUGUGUAUCUUGUCCAAGUCUUAGCUCGAGUUGAAGCAACUGGAGUUAGUUGUUCGAGUCGUUUGUAAGUUGGCCAAGUGCUUAUUCUCAUCGUUUGUGGUGCUAAGUCCUGGGUGGAAUUGUCUAGGAUCAGUGACUAGAGUUAGCUAGUUGUAAGUGUGGUAGAAGUAAUAAUGAACAUCUAUUUACUAAAGGUGUGACCUAGUAAUAACGAAGUGGAUUGAGAACCAAAUGUCGCAGGUCUAUAUCCCAGCAGAGAAAAAAAAACACUAGGUGAUUCUUCUCAUUUGUUUAAACCUUGGUUGACAAAGUAUCUGGUACCUAUUGUUGGUGGGAGGUGAUAGGUUUCACGUGGAUUUAGUCGAGGUACGCAAAAGCUAUCCCGGAUACCACGAUUAUCAAGAAAAUUUACAUAUCUAUUUUUAGUAAAGUGAACAAGUAAAAGUGAACGGAAAAUAUAAAGUAUGUACUUCCAACCUAAAAUAUUUUAAAAGAUUUUUUUCUAUUUCAUAUGUCAUCUUUAAUCGCAAUAAAAAAGAUAUAAUUUUAUUAGGUACUAAAAAUUUAUUAAAGAGUAAAUAAAUCAAUAAAGACUUAGUAAAAAUUGGGUGGGAUGAGUUAUAACUCAUCACCUAAUGCAUUUUGACCAAACAUAUUUUGACCCAAAUAAAAUUGCAUUUGGUUGGGUCUUGACCUGUUUAUUAUCUUAACCCAUUCUGACCCGUCCAAAUUUAACCCAACCCACUUAAUUGCCACCUCUAAAUACUACUCCCUCCUUUUAAUUUCUUUUAAAAAUUUAUUUCAAAAAGGAUUUUUAUUCUUUUUUCUAUAUCUCUUUAAUUUUAAUUUUCUUCAUGACAUAGUUAACACCAUAAAUCUAUAAAAUAUUUUAAUACAUUCUUCUGUGUUUAGCUUAACAUCACAAACAUUUAGAAAACAAUUAAUUUUAAAGUUCGUACCAAAUCCAAAUCAACAAAUAAAUUACAACGAAGUAAUGUUAAAUGAAAAGUCAAGGUUUACUUUGUGGGCUUGAUGACUCAUGCAUAAUUCCUUUUGCCUCGGAGAUUGUGGGGCCAUUUGCGCUCUACGACGGGACAUGUACAAAACAAAAAGUGACCCCGGAACCAAAAUAUGCCCUACAACUAAAAAAGAACCAAUUAUGGAUUGUGCACUUAAAAAGUACACAAUCCAAAAAAAAUGGAUUGUGCACUUAAUAAGUGCACAAUAUGUAUUCACUUUUUACAAACCUGAUUCACAUUUUCACUUUUCAUCUUCCCCAUUUCAAUUUUCUCUCUAAAAAAGACCGUUGGUCCCCCCCCCCCCCAUUUCUCUAAAAAUUAGGUCGUUUUCCCCUUUUAUCUCUCUUAAACUUUCAAUAUUUUGGUCCCCCACUUUGAUUGUAAUGGUCCCCUCAGUUUGUAUUAUUUGAAAAAAAAAUUCAACAGUGGUGGUCCUUUGAUGAUCCAGAAGUUUAUUGUUACUUUUGUCGGUUAAAGUGGUAUAAAAGCAUUAAAAAAAGGUUAGUUUUACCCCAUUGUUAGUUGAAAUUUAAUUUUUUAAUUAUGUUAAAAGGUGCAUUUUUUAUAUUGUUUAUUGCUAUAUAUUCAAAAUGAAAAAAAAUGGAUUGUAACGUGGUUGUAUGUAUGUGAUCAUUUUUUAAUCAUGUUAAAGUUGUACUUUUGAUCGAUUUGAAGUUUGUUAGCUUUAUCUAUUUGAAAGUGAUUUUUUUAAAAAAGUCAUGCUCUUAAACAUGCUGUAAAUUGGGGGUUAAAAAGGAGAAUAAUGGGGUUUUAAGAAUUGAUGCUAGACUUUGUGGUAAUUUUAGAUGUUUGUUGCUCUAGCUGUUGGUCCAAAAGGGUGACUAAACUUUUGAAAUGGAAAAGGCAUGAUAUGUUUGUCCAAAAGGGUGACUAAAGUUUUGAAAUGGAAAAGGCAUGUUGUGCUUGUCCAAAAGGAAGACUAAAGUUUUUAACAUACUAGUAUUAAAUUAAGAAGGAAUUGACAAUCAAUGUUGACUAUCAGUUUGCCUGUUUCUAGAAUUCUAUUUUUUUAUGUUAAGGAAUUUUAAUGGAAAAUGCAAAUGAAUUUAAGAAUGACAAUUAGUCCAUUAUGUUUCAACUUUCAAAGAUUGAAAUACUAAUGAAUUGAACGUUAACAUCAUCAUUUUUGUCGCCUUUCUUCAUCUCUCUUGAUUGACCCUAGUGGUAACGAAAUUAUAAUAUAAUAUAAAGAAAUAGUUUCUAAUGUUAAUGAAAUUUGGUGUAUAGGUCUAUAUAAUGCAACACAUAUUGCAUCCUGGGACCAUUGAUAAGUCAUUACUUAAAUUACAAGCGAGUCACAGAUCACAAAAGUUGUGGAAUGAAAAUAUUGAUUGUAAUGAGGCUGUGGAACCAAAAAUAUGUGACGCGGCAUGGACGUUUUUUGAUAACCGCCCCCAUCAGCGCGUCAUAGAGUAUAUUUCCAGGGUGGGGUUAUGGGAUGUUGUCAGGGUAGGUAAGAUACAGCUUGACCAUAGUCUCAUCACGGCCAUGAUUGAGCAGUGGAGGCCAGAGACGUACACUUUCCACCUACCCUAUGGAGAGGUUACUAUGACCCUACAAGAUGUCCAAAUUUUGUUUGGACUACGUGUUGAGGGAUUACCUGUGGUAUUUCCAAAUCUACUAUACCGUAAUUUUGACUGGGAUAGGUUGUUACAAGUUCACACUGGAUUCGCUCCUGCACCGGGUGAUUUUACAGGGAAUAUCCUCCUUAACAUUAGUGUAUUAAUCAAGUAUAUUCGGCAGCAGGUGAAUCAAGAUCCUAUUACUGAUGCGACUCUUGAUGAUAGGGUUCUGAGGAUAGCUCGACUAUUAAUGUUGUUGAUUUUAGGAGCUAUCCUAUUCCCGAACACAUCGGGGAGUUCCUUGAGUUUGCGAUUCUUGAAUUUUGUUAUUGAUCUCGAUUUGACGGGGACCUACAGCUGGGGCAGUGCUGUUCUUGCCUAUCUUUACUGGUGUCUUUGUAGGAUACCGAUUGAUGGGAUCAAACUUGGAGGAUUCCUUCCUCUACUCCAGUUAUGUUAUCUUAUAAUGUUAGUUUCAGUUUGUUUGUUCGUUAUUUUAGUUAACAUUAACUAUUAUGUAACUUUUAGAUAUGGACUUGGGAGAGGGUCCUGCCCUUCCAACCAGUACCGGUUGGUGAUAUUGAUGCGGAUGAGCUUUUGAUGCCAUAUGGAAGAAAGUGAACGCGAGGUAAGAGGCGUAAGCGCGAUACAGAGGUACACCACGCCCUAGUCCCCAUGAGAGAGCAGUUUAUGUGGACACCUUAUCGUGACAUCUUUCAUACUUUACCUCAUUGUUGCACAUCUGGUCAGGCGAUGUGGUGGACGCGAGUGCCAAUGUUAUGCUUAGAAUUCAUAGAGUGGCAAGCAGACAGAGUAAUGCGACAGUUCGAUCUUCCACAACACAUUCCAGAGGCUCCUCUAUGGCAAGCAAAUCAUGCUAGGCAUGAUGAUCGAUCUCUAGUUGACCAACAGUUCAUUGCAGAACAUAACCAAUCUAUUUAUAUGUGGAACCAUUGGCUACCUACAGUUGUGGAGGUACAUCACGGUGCCAAUUUAAAUGCCUCUAUGGGGUGGUUUUGCGACAUAGUCGGUUGUUAUUGGGCAACCCCACUCUCAGAGGUUCUAGGUGCGUCGCGAUUGCUCUUCACAUGAGGCGAUGCGUAGAAGCCUUAAGCAGCUGUACGACAUGACUUUAGUUUGGACGUUGAGUCCGAAUCCAGAGACUAGGGAGCAUGGAACGGAGAUUUCUGAUGAUAUUAGAAGGAUUUUUGACCAGGCAAAUUAGGCCUUUCAGGGCCUGCAGUUCCGGACGAACUCUACUAACAGCUACUCAGGAUGCGUGGACGAGGGAGGGGAAGAUGUGGACGUGGUAAUGCAGUUGUGCAUAGAGGAGGACGUGGUUGAGGACGUGGACGUGGAUACGGUGUCUUCAUACACGAGGGAGUAGAAGACGUUCCAUUACUUUCGGCUCCUAAGCCAGAGCCUGAAGCAGCGACAGAUGAUGACCCAGUUGGACAUCAUGAUCAAGUUCAUUCGCCACCUUUUGAACCAUCACCGUUCACGCCAGGUUCUUCAUCCAUGCCCGAGUCCCAUCAUUUCUCGACAUAUGUUGCACCUGCUUGGGUUGAUGAACCCAACCCACAGUCAUAUUGUUACAUGCCCUAUCGAGACUUGACAUGCACUCUACGUUUGAGUUUUGGCUCCGCAGAGUUUGGAGAUGUUGCGCAGACUCAGGAUUUGGUUUGCACCACGUCAUCCAUUCCGGUUCAAACCCCCAAAAUGGUUCCCCAGACAGUCGCAGAGCUUCCCUCUGACAGGAAGAUUCCAGAUUUAGCAGCUUCUGUUGUUCAGGAUGCAUCUCAUGGACCAAUAGAUGUGAUGGAGGAGACACGGGUUCCGGCACAUAUGAAGAAUCGUAAAAGCAAACAUUGUGCUGAUCCGGUUGCUGCUAUAAAGAGGAGAGACAACAGGGAUGGAUACUAUGAUACGCAUGGGGGGCUUAGGCCGCGGGAGUCGAUAUGAUUUAGGAGUUGCGGCACAUAGUUAUGUAAAUAUCCUGACAGAAUACCGGUAUAGUUUUAGAAUACCAGUGUUGUCCUGCGCAUAGCGGGAGUUUUAGUGUACCGGUCUGCCGAGGGAAUCUGUAUAUUUAUCCGAAUUCAAGAUUUAAGGUUCUUUCAUUAUUUAGUUGUGAUGGUUUUACCACUGAUGGGAUUAGUAGCAUUGCUACUCACUGCAAGUAAGUUGUUUUUAAGCUGUAGUAAUGUCUGCUCUUAAAAUGUGUGUAAUGAUGGAUCACAAGUAGAGUUUGUUACAGUAAUGUUCAAGUUGUCCUUUAUUAAUCACUUUUGAAUUUUGAAUUCACAGAUUACAAUCUCUCUUGAAGUUCUAUUAAAGAAAGUGUGCAGAAACAUCAUGCAGUGCAGCCAAGGAAGUCUAACAGCAGACUAGUCUCCACACGUAAGGUGUUGGAUUCUGCCAAGGUCACAGGUGAUAUUGGAUACAAACCAAUCAAGGACUUGAAGCGCAAGCGGGAAGGAAAGAAGGCAAUUACCAAACAAGUACUUCCAGAGCGAAGUGCUGUGAAACCAAAAUCGAAGGCUCUUGGAAUUCAAACAAGAGCACAAACUGGACAAGAACUCCCAAAGCAAAGUGCUGUGAGAACAAGAUCAAUGGCUCUUGGAAUUCAAACUAGACACAAACUGGAAAAUCUUCAAUCAGGAUGACAUCUUAGAUUUCUAUGGUUAGGUUGUUUUUGCUGAAAUUUUGGUAUGUAACAGACAAUGUAGCAAUGUAGCUUAAUGUACGAUUGUUUUGCUAGCCAACUUUUAUCGUGCCGAUGACAAUUGGUGCUAUUGUCUAGAUUUGGAAGCACUGUCGUGAUGUCUAGUUGGUGUUUAUGUUUAACUUUAUGUUUAUUAACCAGCUUCACUUGAGCAAGAAAUAUUUCUCACC
Capsicum annuum is the source of this 6447-nucleotide messenger RNA. Its product is annotated as serine/threonine-protein phosphatase 7 long form homolog. Gene Ontology annotation, biological process: meristem maintenance; meristem development. The record is from RefSeq and is a predicted model, not a curated record. Lineage: Eukaryota; Viridiplantae; Streptophyta; Magnoliopsida; Solanales; Solanaceae. The transcript is spliced from 6 exons. Bases 5071 to 5514 code for a protein of 147 amino acids.